GAAGACGUUCAGCGGGGGAGCCAUGCUCUCCCUGAUUUUCCGCUGGGUGGUGCUUGUGGCCCUCAUCUCAUUCAUCGUCGGUGGAAACGUGUUGGUGUGUUUAGCAGUGAGCACAAGUCGGCAUCUUCACCGCACCAGCAGCUGUUUUGUGGUGGCUCUGGCUGUGACAGAUCUGCUCCUUGGCCUGCUAGUAUUGCCUCUGAGCGCCACCUUAGAGCUGCGCAGUGGUCGCUGGCCAUUAGGGGGCACUAUUUGCAACAUCUAUCUCUCUGUAGAUGUGACUUUGGGCACUGCAUCCAUCUUCACAUUGCUUGCUAUCAGCGUGGAUCGCUACUUGGCCAUCUCAUCACCACUUAGGUAUUCCACAAGGCUUACUCCAGCACGAGCAACAGCAGCAGUUGUGGUUAUUUGGAUCCUUUCGCUCACAUUGGCUUUUGCUCCCAUCCACAUGGGCUGGAAUACGGCAGAUUUCUCCGUGCAGAACCGUGACUGGAGGAUGGGGGAUGAGGGAGAUGAGGGACGGACAUGCCGCUAUGAGUGGAACAAUAGUUACGUGCUGCUUGGUGUGUUAUGCAUCUUCUUCCUCCCUCUGCUGGUCAUGUGUGGGAUGUAUCAUCGCAUCUUCUGCAUGGCACGUGAACAGAUGCAUCGUAUCCGUGUUGCCACUCCGUCCUUCACUCGUUCAUUAACAUCGCUGAGACGGGCCACACUGAGGGAACACAAAGCCACCGUGACUCUGGCUGCAGUCCUUGGAGCCUUCCUCAUCUGCUGGUUACCAUACAUGAUCUUUUUCACCUGCAUGGGCCUGAGGCGCGAGACUGAGCCACCCAAACUUGCACACUCCAUAGUGCUCUGGCUGGGUUACUUUAACUCGGCCUUGAACCCAAUCCUGUACCCUGCCCUGAACCGAGACUUCAGGCGCGCCUAUGGACACCUGCUGCACUGCCGGAACCCUUGCAAGAACCUUUCCAUCUCCAUGAUUACCUCAGGAAAAGGCAGAAGCACAAUUUCUAAUGAGUUUCAGUGUGCAAAAACUGCAGAGGGUCAGUAG
This is a messenger RNA of Clarias gariepinus (North African catfish), 1051 nucleotides long. It is a transcript of the gene hrh2b, whose product is annotated as histamine receptor H2b. Bases 23 to 1051 code for a protein of 342 amino acids. The transcript is spliced from 2 exons. Gene Ontology annotation, cellular component: membrane. The record is from RefSeq and is a predicted model, not a curated record. Gene Ontology annotation, molecular function: G protein-coupled receptor activity. Gene Ontology annotation, biological process: adenylate cyclase-activating adrenergic receptor signaling pathway. Lineage: Eukaryota; Metazoa; Chordata; Actinopteri; Siluriformes; Clariidae.